CCAGCAGAUAUCAUCACCUACUCCUAUAACAAGCAGAUGGUAUAUGUCACGCCAGGAGAAACUUAUGACCAAGCGCUCGACUUCGCUCAGGAAGUCUAUCCUGAGCUUCGCACCUGUCCACGCGAAUGCAUCCAUUUCAAGAUCAGUGUCUCAGUCAAUGGAUCGCGACAGAAAGUACGGAUAGGGUCACGGGCGUGGGGGAAAGUCCUUGCAAACCUCACACGUUACGAGGUGGUGGAGAUU
Stereum hirsutum FP-91666 SS1 is the source of this 243-nucleotide messenger RNA. RefSeq lists its product as uncharacterized. NCBI's taxonomy places the organism in Eukaryota, Fungi, Basidiomycota, Agaricomycetes, Russulales, Stereaceae. The annotation marks the transcript as partial. The record is from RefSeq and is a predicted model, not a curated record. The transcript is spliced from 2 exons.